AUGCCGUCUUCAACGUGCCAUCUACCCAACGGACACACGUUCUCAGUGACGCCAGUCUUUGGAGGAGUAACCUUUAAAGAAACAGAUGUCUACCUUCAUAACACAGCACUUCCUCCAGGAUGGACUGUUGUAAUUCAUACCGAGAAGUUGAUUGAGGAGGGCCAUGAAGAUGACAAGCAUCAGCCGCACGACAGCCAUGGCACCACUGUAGACGCAGCAACUGCAGUAGAGCCAAAAGUCCGCAUUUCUACCUUCAGGAAACCAACACUACAAAACGAUUGCAUAUUCAUUUCAUCUAUAAACAGCCCCAGUGACUUCAAAACUCCUGUGUCACCUUCCCGCCAGAUUGCUAUGAUGCUUUGGGCUACGCUUUGGUGGUACUUUCAUGAACCAGAGCCAGAUCUACAUCUCAUAACCGAAGCUUCAGCAAACACAGCUGAGUCAGGCAGGCCCAAAGGCGAGUGGCGGGUGAAUAUCAAAAGAGAAGGCAUCUUCAAGGGCAGGAAUCUACUACAGAAGCUAGAGCGUAUGGGCCUAAUUUCGAAUGAAGAUUCGUCAGUGGGCACAGAGUCACUUGAGGUUCGAAAUCCGAUCAAUGGCCCGAGGAUGUUUACGAGUCGUCGAAGCUUUUGGCAGUUAGAUCCUCGGAUUUUCGUCUAUACACAGACACCGACGAAUGUUGUGCCGGUGAAUGCUGGUUCGCUGUCUCCCCUCACUUCGCCAUUCGGAUCUCGGCCUGCUUCUCCAAGCCUGGAGAGUCUUCGGAUCGCCGAAGGCGGUGCGUCGCCCACUGAUUCUCCGCCUCCGUCUCAAGUCCUCAAUUCUCUCGCUGGACUUUUUGAUUCAAGUAGCCAUUUACCAACGUAUUAUCCACCGGCCCCAACUCAAUAUAUCUUUACAAAUGGUGUCCGUCACCCUCUCCGGCAACGGGCUCCGCAUCAGGGAGAGACAUUUUAUGUGCGCUAUGUCCCAAGCGUAGGACAAUAUCUUUCAUUCCGUGUACCGGUACUCAAUAUAGCAAAAACGAGCGGUCCGCAUCAUGCUCAUACACCGUCUACAUCAUCUCUAGUCGUGCCUCCCAUUCCUAGUCCAUCGGGACUAUCCGACCUCGACCUGUUACACAAAUGGAUGAACGUUCCACGCGUCAAUGCAGCAUGGGGUGAAGCAGGGUCAAAAUCCAAAAUCGAAGGGUUCUUGAAACAGGGCUUGAAUAGUCGACAUAGUUUUCCGGUCUUUGGGUGCUGGAAUGGCAGGCCAUUUGGGUAUUUUGAGAUAUAUUGGGUCAAAGAAGACCGCUUCGGACGGCUUUUGAAUAAUGUCGGCAACUAUGAUCGAGGAUUGCAUGUGUUGGUUGGUGAAGAUGAGUUCCGUGGCUCUCAUCGCGUACAUCUCUGGCUCAGUUCACUGGUACAUUAUUGUUGGCUGGCUGAUCCACGAACGGAGACUGUUUUGCUGGAGCCUCGAGUUGAUAAUCAAAAGCUUAUAUCUUAUCUCAUGCAGCUGGGCUUCUACAAAGAGGGAGAAGUCGCCUUUCCUCACAAGCAAUCUGCAGUGAUGAAGAUCAAUCGUGAUAGCUGGAAUCAACCAGCAUUAUGA
Molecule: messenger RNA, 1596 nt
Organism: Talaromyces marneffei
Lineage: Eukaryota; Fungi; Ascomycota; Eurotiomycetes; Eurotiales; Trichocomaceae
Exons: 2
Coding region: 1-1596 (531 amino acids)
Biological process (GO): siderophore biosynthetic process
Source: RefSeq, a predicted model, not a curated record